Protobothrops mucrosquamatus (brown spotted pit viper) is the source of this 812-nucleotide messenger RNA. RefSeq names its product pentraxin fusion protein. The transcript is spliced from 2 exons. Lineage: Eukaryota; Metazoa; Chordata; Lepidosauria; Squamata; Viperidae. The record is from RefSeq and is a predicted model, not a curated record. The annotation marks the transcript as partial.
AAAUUCAGACAUUUCAUUUCUUGCAGUUCAUGAUGGAGGAUGGAGUCCUGUUCGAGACAGUGAUACUGAUUCAGGUCUACAAGGCAGAGUUCUGAGUUUCCCCAAUGAAGCAAAAGGCAGUUUUGUGAUCAUAUCCCCAAUGCAGCCUUUGAAUCUGAUGGAAUUCACACUCUGUAUGAGGGUUGCAGUAGAGUAUUUAGAUGAACACAGAAUAAUUCUCUUUUCCUACCAUUCUCAAAGUGAUGAAUUGAGAGUCUUGCGUGAAGCAAUGGGCCACUUUGGUUUACACAUGGGGGGUCGGAGUGUGAGGUUUGCCCUUCCUGAUCUCAGCACUUUGGGGAGCCACAUCUGUGUCACCUGGGAGUCAGCAUUUGGCCUUACAGCCUUUUGGAUGAAUGGAAAAAGUAGUAUCCGAAAAGUGCAUAAUAUGGGACACAUUCUCCAAGCAGGUGGCACAGCAAUGCUUGGACGGGAUCAAGGUGCACAAAAUAUGCCUGAUCAGCAAAAGCCACAUUUUGUGGGAGAAAUAUCAGAUCUCUACAUGUGGGAUUAUGUACUGAAAUCUCAUGAUAUAGAGAAAGUUUUGCAGGCCCAUGAAUUUCCCAGGGGAAACAUCUUUGACUGGAAAAUAUUGUCAUAUAAAAUUAUAGGUAAUGUGAUGGUAUUGCCUAAGGGCUAAUAAUUCUGUGUGUAUACAUAAAUAUGUAUGAAAAUACUGUCCUAUUAUGUUGGGCAGCAAGCAAAUAAAAUUAUUAGUAUGAAAUCUAAGAUGUUGAAACAUAACUAGUGAGCAUUUUGUUCUUAGUUUGUAA